Molecule: messenger RNA, 1491 nt
Organism: Lucilia cuprina (Australian sheep blowfly)
Lineage: Eukaryota; Metazoa; Arthropoda; Insecta; Diptera; Calliphoridae
Gene: Ir41a
Exons: 8
Coding region: 87-1400 (437 amino acids)
Source: RefSeq, a predicted model, not a curated record
AACAAGAUAUUACGGAUUUUAAGAUCUUGGAAAAGCGUUUAUCAGAUAAUAAUCUCAGAUAUAAUGAACUUACGAAGAAACUAACAAUGGCCAUUGAGAAAUCACAUUGUGAGAGCUUUUUAGUUUUUCACGAUCAUAUUCUGCCAUUUAUUGAAAGUUUCAUUAAUGCCAGUCAAUACUCUGUCUGGCGUUCCAAAAGAAAUCGUUUUGUUUUCGGUUAUUUAGAAGAAACUUUUGAAGAAAAUUUCGUAAAACAUCCAUUUUUUGAAGCACAAAAUUCUAUUUUAUUAGUCUCCAAACAUACUUCUUCAAUUGAGAUUUUUAACUUAAAAACUAAUAAAUUUAAUGGACCAAAAUCACAACAGCAAUAUUCCUUAUUAUUUCUGGACCAAUUUUAUACUACAAAUGCAAGCUUUCUAUACAAUCGCUCUCUAUUUCCCGAUAAAAUCACAAAUUUAAAGGGCCGUGAAGUAAUUGCUGCCGGUUUUGAUUAUAGACCUUAUUUUGUUAUAAAUUAUGUUGAAAAAUGUAAUAAUUCUUACGAUGUGGCUUAUGGAGAUUCUUCAUUGGGGGCGGUACAAAUAGAUGGUACCGAAACUCAUGUAUUACUUGUAUUUUGCGAAAUCUAUAAUUGUACGGUAUGGAUUGAUAGUUCUGAAGCUACAGAUUGGGGCGAAGUUUAUCCGAAUUUGACGGGAGAUUAUAGUUUGGGAAUGGUGGUUAAUGGCAAAGCUGAAAUAGCUGUAGGAGCUAUGUAUUCUUGGGACAAUGUUUACCUUCAGCUGGAUAUGUCUAUGUAUUUAGUGCGAUCUGGUAUAACAUGUCUGGUACCAGCACCGAGGCGUUUAGCUAGUUGGCUGCUGCCAUUGGAACCUUUUCAGUUCAUGCUCUGGUUAGCUGUUCUCAUUUAUUUGUUCAUAGAAAUUAUAAGUCUCAGUUGUGCCCAUAAAUUUGAAGCGAAUUUUAUAGCGGAAGAUAACUCGUGGUAUGCUAGUUUUAAAUUUGGCUGUGCUACGGCUAUAAAACUAUUUCUCUCGCAAUCGAAUAAUUCCUAUGUCCGAUCAUUUACGGUGAGAGUUUUGCUAUUUACUUGUUUUAUGAACGAUAUAAUUUUGACCAGCAUCUAUAGUGGAGGUUUAUCGAGUAUUUUAACAAUACCAAGUUACGAUAAAGCUGCGGAUACAAUUGAUGGCAUGCUUUAUCAUAAUCUUCUGUGGUCGGCGAAUUCUGAAGCAUGGGUAUCAGCUAUACGUUAUACCGAUGAUGACCGCAUGAAUGGUAUUUUACAAAAUUUCUUUAUUUACAACGAUGAUGAACUGGAAGUAUUGGCUAGGACUAGAUCCGAUAUGGGUUUUACCGUAGAACGUUUGCCAUUUGGUAACGGUUUAUUCCAACGUUAAAAUUAAAUUUGAUAAGAAAACAAUUAUUUUCAGGUCAUUACGCCAUUGGCGACUAUUUGUCCUCCCAAACUAUUGAACAUUUGAAGAUCAU